This is a messenger RNA of Ailuropoda melanoleuca (giant panda), 2128 nucleotides long. It is a transcript of the gene CDKN1A, whose product is annotated as cyclin dependent kinase inhibitor 1A. The transcript has 3 exons. Lineage: Eukaryota; Metazoa; Chordata; Mammalia; Carnivora; Ursidae. The record is from RefSeq and is a predicted model, not a curated record. Gene Ontology annotation, cellular component: cyclin-dependent protein kinase holoenzyme complex; nucleus. Gene Ontology annotation, molecular function: cyclin-dependent protein serine/threonine kinase inhibitor activity. Gene Ontology annotation, biological process: DNA damage response; regulation of G1/S transition of mitotic cell cycle; negative regulation of cyclin-dependent protein serine/threonine kinase activity. Bases 124 to 618 code for a protein of 164 amino acids.
UAAGGGGCGGGCGGAGCGGGGCCAGCGGAGGUGUGAGCAGCUGCCCGAGACCGUGGCUUGGAGGCCGGGAGCCAGACGCUGAUUCACGGAGCCACCGAGACCCUCGGAGGAGCCGCAGGUGCCAUGGCAGAGCCAUCCGGGGACGCCCAGCAGGUCCCGCGUGGCAGCAAGGCUUGCCGCCGCCUCUUCGGCCCCGUGGACAGCGAGCAGCUGCGCCGAGACUGCGAUGCGCUGAUGGCGGGCUGCGUGCAGGAGGCCCGGGAGCGAUGGAACUUCGACUUUGUCACCGAGACACCGCUGGAGGGCGACUUUGCCUGGGAGCGCGUGUGGGGCCUGGGCCUGCCCAAGCUCUACCUGCCUGCGGGGCCCUGUGGGGGCCGGGAUGACCUGGGAGGGGGCAAGCGGCCCAGCCCCUCGCCUGCCCUGCUGCAGGGGACCGCUCAGGAGGACCACCUGGACCUGUCGCUGUCCUGCACCCUCAUGCCUCACGCCCCUGAGCGGCCCGAGGCGUCCCCGGGGGCGCCUGGCACCUCUCAGGGCCGGAGACGGAGGCAGACCAGCAUGACAGAUUUCUAUCACUCCAAACGCCGGCUGAUCUUCUCCAAAAGGAAGCCCUGAUGUGCCCCCUGGAAGCCUCAAGCUCUUAGAAAUGAGGGUCCCUCCCCCCCUCCCCUUCUACACCUUUUGCCUUUAGGCCUUCAGUUUGUCAGUCUUAAUUAUUAUUUGUGUUUUAAUUUAAACUCCUCCUUAUGUAUAUACCCUGCUUGCUACCACCCUCCCCCCACUCCUCCCCCGCCUCUGGCAUUUAGAAUUAUUUAAAAAACGAGUAGACAGCAGAAUGAUAGGCUUAUUAGAGUGCUAGAUAUUUUUAUUAUGCAAACUAUUAUUUAAGAUGUCUUCGUCCUGUGCUCCCCAUUUCCGCUCUCCCAGAGAUGAGGUGGGGCUGGCCUGACCCUCACCUGCCGGGUGGUGCUCUCCGGAGGAGCCCGGCUCCCUCUGCUCACCGCCUCGUAGGUGUUAUGAAAUUCCACCCCUUUCCUGCAUUCCCAAACCCGGAUUCUUUAUAAUUUGAGAAGUAAACAGCACUUUGAAGGGGGCUCAGCAGGGUGGGGGCAUCAUCAAAACUUUGGCGUCCCCUCACCUGUAAGGUAGGGCAGGGUGACCUUGAAGUAGGCACAGCCUGGAACACGGCUGGGCACAGGGCACCCUCCUGGCCCUUGAUGCCCCACUCUGUCCUGUGAAGGCAUGGGGGAAGGUAGGGUCCUGUAGCAAACCACCCCACCUCCCCUCACCCCCUCUGCCGCCCACAGGGGAGCCAGGCUCAAUGUUUGGCCUCCCCUGCACUUUCUCGAAGUCCCAGGUACCCCUCUUUUCCAGCUGGGCUUUCAGGUCCCUCUCUGCUCCCCUCCCCUUCCCCAUACCUUUUCCCUCUAGUACCCUCCCAGCCCUGGGUGGCAGCUCUGGGGUGCCUGUCCCCCCAGCUCGGUGGACUGGGAGGGGAAAGGGUGUGCUAGAAGUAGGGGUCCCCAGUUCUACCUCAGGCAACACAAGCGGCGACCGCCUCCUCCUCUUAUCUCCGGGGGCAGAGGACCUGGGUGGUCAGCCAGGCCUUCUUGAGUGGGGAUCUCUCGGUCAGGGGUAUAUUGUGGGGGUGGCAGAUUUUUCUAGGAGGGAGAGGGUGACCCCAGCCCCUGGAACUCAUCCAAGGACUUUCCCCACUGCCCCCUCUUCCCCCAUUUCAUUGCACUUUGAAUAGCAGCUGAACAAGGAGUCAGGUGUUUAAGACGGUGGGGGUGGAGCUGUGGGGGUAGGGGUGGUCAGAUGUUUAAGACAGUGGGGGUGGGCAUGCGAAAUGGGCUAAUGUGGGCCUGAAGAAUUGUGAGCUAUUGUCUUUCCUGGCACUGAACGUUGAGUCCCUGGAGGUACCGAAGCACCUAGUGGCUCUGACUGCAAACACCUUAAACUCCUGUAACAUCCUGGCCUGGACUGUUUUCUCCUGCCUCCACCUAGACUGUAAGCCUCGGGAGGGCAGGAACAAGUCCUAUACUGCUCUGUGUCCUCACAGCCCCUCCUACAGUGCUGGGUAUACAGCAGGUGCUCAAUAAAUAUUUCUGAGUGACUUGUAUUG